Vanessa atalanta (red admiral) is the source of this 5753-nucleotide messenger RNA. RefSeq lists its product as uncharacterized. The transcript has 11 exons. Lineage: Eukaryota; Metazoa; Arthropoda; Insecta; Lepidoptera; Nymphalidae. Bases 579 to 5315 code for a protein of 1578 amino acids. The record is from RefSeq and is a predicted model, not a curated record.
AGUCUAAACACAGCACCUUUUCCUCUACAUUCGAGUAAAAACCGAGCACCGAGUCGUUUUCCUUGCAGUGCGGCCUCCUUCGGAAUUAUUCGCUAAGGCUUUUAGACUACGUAACAUUCUCUCACUCGCGAAUUUUAAACUCAAAUCAUUUAGUCGACCUCGAGGUACUGAGGGGAACGGUCGCUGGUUGCCGCCAUCUUGUUUUGUAACUGUCAAACUGCGCGCCAAUAGUGUUGUGUUAACUUUAUAAUGUCACAUUAAAGUAAAGUGCUUUUGAGUGAUUUUAUUAAGCCGGUUGCGAGUUAAGUGUUUUUAUUAUUUUCUAGUGUAAUAUAUAAAUUUCAGUUCAGAUAUUUGUGCGUUGUGAGUGUUUUUGUUUUUUCAUUCUUCCUAGAACUCUUAUUGCCGGAUACGUUUUAAGAACAAAAUGCGGCAGAGUUUAUGAUAUUGUUGCAAUAAGAAGACCGAACUCAUGUUUCACAACAGCCUACGGAGAUUAAUAAUAUCAAUGAGCGAAAAAUCGAUUUAAUCGAUAAUAAGACAGACGGGGUACCAAAGAUCGGGUACCCCCGUAUCCGAUGUCUGAAACUGGUAUCAAGAAAGAGACGCAAGAAAGCGAUGGGGUAGCCAAGAGCGAGAAAGCAAAUACUGAGAUCAAGGAGAAAGAGGGGAAGCAAAGAUCUGUGUCGUUUAAUAGGGACGUACACGUUAAACGAUUCGGUAAACCGCGAGAGCGGGUUGCCUCGGACCAGCCCCGAACGAUACGAAAAGAACCGUUCACACAUUUAUCCGAACAAGAACUAAUCGAAGAAGCUAACAAAGUUAUUGCUCAAGCAGAAAGCGUUACAUGCACAGCUGAUCAUCCACCUGAAAAAUUCUUCUCUCUUCCGCAUAGAAGAAAAUUUCGAGAAGACAGAGCAGAUCGUAGAAAUAGUGACGACGGAAGUAUACCAGAGGGUAAUUCUAAAACACCUCUUGGCAGGUCUACCAGUGAUGUAAGUCCUAAGAGGAAAAAAGAAAGAACAUCCCUUUCUACGUUGUUUAGAAGAGCUCAAAGAACUAAAAGCCCCGAUGCACCAGUCGUAGUAACAACGAAGCCUUCAGUUAUCGUUAAGAGAAGUAAAAGUGACGUAUCUGAUUUAAAAUCUAACACGAAUCUUAACAAAAAUAAACCUAUACGGAAAAGAUCUGGAAGUGAAACGGAAGAAUUCUUAAAGUCAUUGAGAAAUAAAAAGACACAACUAUCGCCUAUAAUCGAAAGCUCACCGAGGGAAGAUUAUUUUAAGAAGAUAUCACCAUUAGAUAUACUGCAUAAAGAAAAAUUAUCUGAACGAGAAAGCAACAAAUCUGACGAACCAGUUUCAAUAGACAGCAAGAAGGUAAACCCUAUUGAAAAACCACCCCGUUUCAAAACUCCAGAGAAAAACGAACCUAAAGCACCUAACAGAAUAAAAAGAGGUAAAUCCUCAGAAAAAGAACAAUCGCCACCAAUAUCUGAGACACCCAAGCGCAAAACAGACGCAAAAAAGACAAUUCUUGUUGAUGAAAUAGAUUCUUCUCUAACAAAAGAUAGUCCCAUUGAGAUUAAAGAUAAAAUUAAAGAAAGUAUAAGAAAAAUUGAAGAAAACGUAUAUGGUGAUAAGGAAAUGAAACACAGCAGCCAACAACCACCUGAAAAGCCUCCACUAACGAGGGGUCACACGGUCGGUCACAUUGUGAGAAUUCUCAAAGAAGAUCAACAUUCAUCCCCUCCUAAAUCCCAUCUGAUAUCACCACCGAACAGUACUAAUAUAAAUCAACCAUUUUCGUACACAAAGCCAAGUACAAGUCCGGAUCCAAAUCUUUUCAUAAGAAAUACAAGCCCAGACAGAGUACCGACACCUGUUAAUAAAAUGACAGAAAAAGGUGUCGUCUAUGCUCAAGUUAUAAGAGAUAACGGUGAUUUACGUCCACAUUUUCCUAAGCAGACUAUGCAUAAAACAUUUUCUCCGUCAAGAGAAAAAUAUGGAAACUUUUCAGACGAAGACGAAGGACUUGGAUAUGAAGAAAGACAUAAAUAUUCGUCAGAGCGUAUAGCUGAUUACAAUUACAAAAACAACGAUACGAAAUAUAAUUUCAAUGAAGGUUUUAACAUAAAAGAAUCACCCAUAAGGCCAAGAUUUCGAGAGUACAAGCUCAUGAGUUUUGAUGAAAUUGAACCCACUUACGCAAAUGAUUAUAACGAAAGAGAGAUAGAUAAACAUGGACCUAUCGACAGCUUCAGAGGUAGAGCCGACGGAAUGGAUACAAAGAAAAAGACAUUCGAACCGGACACCAAGAUUGACUUAGAUUUUAACGAACUCAGCCAUAGACGAGAACUCCUUGAGUCUCGUUUAAAUGCAAGAAGAUUUGAGCGUGAAAAGAUAAAUUUUAAUGAACCAAUUUCGAAAUAUCUUGAAAACGAUCCAAUAUAUGAAGCAGAAAAACGAAUGAAGCAAACGGAAAAGUAUGUAAAUGAUACUGUUAAGUACUACCGCCAUACCUUAGAGAGAGAUGGAAUUGAAAGUACAAUCAUAGAAGAUUACAAAUAUGAUUCAGAUAAUAACAAAAUAAAAUAUAAUACAGAAUCAAGAACUACUCAGAAAGCGACCAAAGAUGAAAUAGAUCGUCGUGAAUUUAUAGAUACAUUGAGUCCAUCUAGAUACAAAGAUGAGAGAAAAAUAUUUCCACCUGAACCAGAAUAUGAGCCACCUAGCUUAGAAUCGAAUCCUGGAAAACCAAUAUCUUCACCAGAUGAGUAUAAAGAGAAGAAAUACAAAGUGAAAAAACAUUUUACCUCUAGUCAUGAUCUGCUUCAAAGUGGUCAGAAAUAUAAACUCAAAGAUGAUUGGUUUGGCAAACGUAAAGGUCAUUACGCGUCUAACCCAGAAAUAGCUCAAGAGCGAGAGGAAGAUUACGCCAAUCUUGGAUACAACACUAAACAUGAGUCUUAUCACAAUUCACUCCGCCGUGCUAAAAAUAAGGACAAAGAUAUUAAAAACCAUACUAGUAUACGUCGUCACGACUCAGGUGAUAGUAGGGACUACUAUCGCGAACAGAUGUCUCCGCGUCGUUUCGAUUUUGAUAACCGUCUUGUUGAUUCUGGAAUCGAAAAUGACUUUAGACAUAAUUCUAUCGGAGAAAUUCAUAGAUCUAGACAUAGACGACAUGAAAGCGAUGAGGAUGUUCGUAAUACAUCUUUGUUUUUGGCUAGUGAGAGACAACAUACGGAAGACAACUAUCCAAGUGAGCAAAUAUAUGCAAAUGGCGAGUACUUGGCAAACUACAAAGAUUAUAGAGGAGAAAAUAGAAAUGAUUAUAUCCCCAGGGACAGAAGUGCUGAGGAUGGUUCGCUUUUAGAUUCAAAAGGGCGUCGUUAUGAGAAAAGUCCGAGUAGACACGAUGAUAAAGUCAGUGCGAAGCCGCCGAAAGCUACUAAAAAGCUUUCUGGACUCGAAAAGAUGAAACAACUGUUCUCCCGCGACUCUUCUAAGAAGAGCAAGAAAGAGAAAGAGGUAGUCCAGCCUAAAACUCGCACCCGGGUGCUCAAGAGCCCUGAACAUCUUGCCAAAGACGACCCUGAGUACAAAAGGUAUACAGACCCAGAACCUAGUGACCUGGAUGUAAGAAAGCGAGAUGAUCCUAAAGAAGACAGGAAAUAUAGACGUUCAAGGGAAGAUAUAGAUAGAUACAGGAGCCCUGAUCCCCGUGAGAGCAUCGAGAAGAGACGAGAAGAAAAAUACAGAGAUUCCGACAUGGAAGGAAGAUUUGAAAGAACUAUAAAAGAAGAUAGAAGAUACAAAGAGCACCGCGAGGAAAGGCGACGACAGAACUCUUCGGAGAGAGAGAGCGAUCGACCGUCGGACGUAGAGAGUGAUCGACGAAGAAUCAGAUCCAAUACUGCUGGCCCCUUGGACUCACCUGCUCUGGCUCAGAGAUAUCGUGAGAGGCGACGUCUAGCUACCCCGAGUCCAACACCCUCGCCACCGCGCCGCGAACCCACCUCACAGUCUUCAGGCAACUGGUUUAAAUCACUCGACAGGCUUGGCAGGAAGCGAGAGAAAAAUGCCAAGGUUGAAAAAGAGAGCGUAAUAACAACAGAAGACGAAUCUAGCCGUCGAGUUUGGUCAAAGCCAACAAAACCACUGAACUCACCGGCGAAAAACCUUCGAUUCUUCGGUGAUACGGACCCGGAGUCUGAUGCUAACGUCAAACGUAGUGUGACCAAACCCAAAAGUCAUACGAAAAAUCAUGGCACGCUCAGAAAGACCAUAUCAAACUCCAGCGCAGGUCUAGACGAAAUCGACCACAGUGAACUGUCGAAUAAGAGUUAUUCUCUUUCCAACCUUCACAGAGAAGAUAAAAGCGAAUCGCCGAAAACUAAAGAAUAUUACAAGAGGAACUUGAAAAAUAUAUCAGAGAUUCAAAGCAAUUCCGAGAAUGAGAGUCAUUUUGGAAAGAAGACGGCAACGAAGCCCCCGAUCAGUCCGUACGAUCGGUCCAGGAGUCACAGCAGUUCGAAAACAUUGAAGGCCAGCAAGGCUGACGUCAGACGCCAUGGAAGAAUCGAUGAUAGAGGCAGCUCGACUGAAUUGAGAAACAGCAAACAGGAGUUGAGCAGAGAUGUAAAAGCCCGCCGCCGAACGCCGGUGACCAAUUCUGGGGAGAGCAGCACGGAAGGGGACUCAAGUCAGCAGUCACAACGUAGUGUUGUCUAUCUACACGCUACAACCGUCGGUGAUAUCCCCGACCCCGGUCGCCUUACAAGAAACCGCUCGCGGGACGAUGUUUCCUCCGUCAUGUCUUCGAACAUUCAAGUGCGUAGCUCAACGAAAAGCUUCUCACUAUUCGCGCCAUGGACACCACGUCACUACAACGACCAGUACGACGUGCACUAUGCUCAGAAACCAAGAAAAUCUAAACAAAAAGAAAGCGAUCGAUUUAAAAAAGCACCAACAAACAAGAACUUAACAGAUGACAGGCCGACAACAUUACAAAAAAAUAAAUCGUAUAGCCAAACCACUUUGAGUCGACGGCCGAAUAAUCAAAGUAAUCGCUUAACAAGCUCAAGCACAACACUAUACAGACGGGAAAAGAGGGGGAAGGAGAAUGACAUGUCCCAAAGUACAAUGUCACGUAAAAGUACGAAUGGAAAGAAGAGUCAAUCCAGCGAAAUAUUAAAUAGAGACGAAAGAGACAGAGUAUCUCGAUCGAUAUCGAUACCGAAGGACAAAAAAGCCGGCUGGUUUAAAUUGUCAAAUAAAAAUAAAAAGCAAGAAAAUACACGCGUCCGAUAAAUAAUACGUUUAAUAUAUACUUACACCAAUGUCAAAAAACAUUAUUUCUGACAGAUAUUUUAUUUACGUUUCUUAGUUUUAUAGAACUGUCAUUGCACUUCUUGUAAUUACAUAAACAGAUAACAAAUUCAUAAUAACUAACGCACUAUGUCGGAUAAAUGAAUUAAUUGUUAUUAUUUCAAUAAUUUCUUAAAAAUUACAGCCCUAUUAUACAGUCGAUUCAUACAAUUUUAACAGUGUCUUAUCUGUUAAAAAUCGACUGUUUAUAAACUAAAAUAUUUUUUUAUUAAUGUUUCCUAAAACAAGUUACUUUUAAAGGUGUGCCAUUUGCAAAAAGAAUGUUACCAAUAUUUAGCUUAAGUAUAUUUUUAUUUUAAAAUAAUGUAACUAUAACUAUGGUUCUACUUUACUAAUAAUGAAUAAAUAUAUUUGUGCCUA